GUUGUAUCAAGUCUGGACCUGAGAACACCAGAGACCAUGGUGGAGAGAGUUGUAUCAAGUCUGGACCUGAGAACACCAGAGACCAUGGUGGAGAGAGUUGUAUCAAGUCUGGACCUGAGAAAGGGAUUCCUCAGAGCUGUAAGACUUGUGACCAUGUUAAGGACUCCACACACUGGCUUCAGAUUGAACCCUUGACUUCCACUGUCCAGGGAGUGACAAUGUUCAGACACAGGACACCCAAAGGGAGUUAUGAGUGCACAGUGUCUGGGCUCCGCUGGCUGUGUGAGAGAGAUGUCAUUCUGAAGUAUCACUUCAGGAACUGGGAACCCUACAGUCAACUUCUGAAAGACAUGCAGUACACACAAGGUGGUCCAUUGCUGGACAUCACUAUGGAGUUAGGUGAACUGGAGGAAGUUCAUCUGCCACACUUUGUCUGUUUAGGGACCAACCCUUCCCUGAGGAAUGAGAUGAAGAUUCUUCAUGUAGAGGAACAUGGAGUGUCUUUAGAGGAAGUGCAUGAGGUCACCAGAUUCCAUGUUAAGAUUCUCCAUCCCAAGUUCUCACCUAUCGCUCUGAUACUGAGAUUACUGUCUUGGAACGUAGAUGUCCACUGUGAGCUGAUGCUCUAUCUGACAGUGAAAAGGGAAACAUUAAUUUCUCGCCUGUACCUGUUCCCCUGGAACCCCGGCCAAAUACAGGCUGUGGAACAACAGGAAAAGUCCUACGGGUCUUCAAGGUUUCUCAUCUCCAGACCAGAGCAGUCCUUCAAACUAUAUAGUUUCUUCAGACUGAACAUUCCCUGUUCUACCUCCAUCAAUCCACAGAGGAUUCAUCUCAUACAAAGAGACACCACACCAAGCUUUUUCAAGGCGAUUGUGAAAAUAACAGGGAUUGACAUUGAGAUGGAGUUAUUCGGUGAUGAUGAGAGGACAGCAUGGAAAGAGAAAGUAUCACGAUAUGAAUACAUCUCUGACACCUGUUCAACUAGUGCUGUGUCGGGGGCAGGAGGUCCGGCUGAGAGCAGUCUGACUGGUUCUGCAGAGCAGCAGCUGCGUUCUGUACGGACAGAGUUUGUGAAACGAGUAUCAGGACCUGUCCUGAAUGAACUGCUGGACAGACUCCUGCAACACACAGUCAUCAACCAGGAGGACAUGGAGUCAGUGAAGGGGAUUGCUGAGAGGGCAGAGAAGGCACGUGACAUCAUCGAUAUGGUGUUGAGAAAAGGAACUGAGUCGUGUUCCAGGAUGAUCAACCUUCUUGGGGAGAUGGACCCCAAUCUUUGGUCACAGCUUCAGAUCAGUGUUGGAGUACCAACCUAAUGGUAGAAUGGACAGUAACAGUGUUGGGGUACCAACCUAAUGGUAGAAUGGAUAGCAACAGUGUUGGGAGUACCAACCUAAUGGUAGAAUGGGGACAGUAACACUCCAAUUGAACACCAUGGGGUGUAUUCACUAGGAAACAGACCUGAUCCUAGCUCAGGACUCCUACUCAACCAACACUUGUUUUUUUGUUGUUGCAAAACGUUAUGCUACGGUGGUCGACUAAUAAAUACACCCCUGAUCUGA
Molecule: messenger RNA, 1565 nt
Organism: Oncorhynchus kisutch (coho salmon)
Lineage: Eukaryota; Metazoa; Chordata; Actinopteri; Salmoniformes; Salmonidae
Product: nacht, lrr and pyd domains-containing protein 1b-like
Exons: 9
Coding region: 219-1319 (366 amino acids)
Biological process (GO): regulation of apoptotic process
Source: RefSeq, a predicted model, not a curated record